UUUUGAAAUAAUAAUCUUUACUUUUCUAGCUAGGACUUCUCUCAAACUUGUGUGCUGAGGAGACUCAGAUGUUGGCCUCAGCUCCUAGGCUGAACUCAGCAGAUCGGCCCAUGAAAACUUCUGUAUUGAGACAAAGGAAGGGAUCUGUCAGAAAGCAACACUUGUUAUCUUGGGCUUGGCAGCAAGGAAGAGGACAGGUAGUGGAGAUCCUGCAAUCUGAAAAGCAGACUGAAAGGUGACAAAGAAGCUGAAGAUGGGUGGUGGAGAGAGGUAUAACAUUCCAGCCCCUCAAUCUAGAAAUGUUAGUAAGAACCAACAACAGCUUAACAGACAGAAGACCAAGGAACAGAAUUCCCAGAUGAAGAUUGUUCAUAAGAAAAAAGAAAGAGGACAUGGUUAUAACUCAUCAGCAGCUGCCUGGCAGGCCAUGCAAAAUGGGGGGAAGAACAAAAAUUUUCCAAAUAAUCAAAGUUGGAAUUCUAGCUUAUCAGGUCCCAGCUUACUUUUUAAAUCUCAAGCUAAUCAGAACUAUGCUGGUGCCAAAUUUAGUGAGCCGCCAUCACCAAGUGUUCUUCCCAAACCACCAAGCCACUGGGUCCCUGUUUCCUUUAAUCCUUCAGAUAAGGAAAUAAUGACAUUUCAACUUAAAACCUUACUUAAAGUACAGGUAUAAAAUAAGACAAAUGUUUAAAUUUAGUUAUGUUCACGGAUAGUUGUCAAUUGGUCUGAAACAAAUUUGCUAGGGAAUCUAUUUGUGUAGAACUAAUUAAUGUAAAAAAAAUAGACCAUCUCGUGUUGUGUGCACUGUGAUAUAAUGGUAGUAUCAGUGCAACUUAAACUAAUGAUUGUACUUGAUAUUAAGUGUUCUCAACUGAGUAACUUUUAAGUGGAAACCAAGUUUAGAUUUGGGGAGUGGUAAAAGGAAUCAGCUUUUUCUGUUGUUAGGGGAAGACAGUAAUUUAUCAUUCAUGGACCAGUAGAUUGUUGAAUGUUGGUGAAUCGGAUUAUAAGCUUCUAGCUAACACAAGGAUUCAGAAUUAGGUAAACAUCUGAAGGUUUAGUAUAUUAGAAACACCCAAACCAGUAAUAUGCUAACCAUGAUGCACUGCUGAAAGAAAAUGUGAAUUUUUCGUAAUAAUUGCAUUUUAGUGAAUUGUACAGUGGGUGGAAAGGGCAUUUGGAGCUCAUUAGAAUGAGACAUAGUACACCCCAAUGGCCCUGUUUGUUAAAUGUAGUGGAUUAAGUGUCUGUCAACAAAUACACCAAAACCAUUUUUUAUAGAAACAGUAUUUAAUGGUCACUCAAUAGCUUUCAAAAUACAUUUUUGUAUUACAGCACUGCACAAGCUAUUCUAAUAGUGAUCUGGCCUCAUCAUUCCUGCAAAGCUUGCUUUGGGGAGUUGGAUAAUGUGAAAAUUUUAAGUACCUAGGGGAGAAAGAGCCAUGUAAAUAUCUGUAAUAAACUUGUAGCAUAUGUAAAGUUUUCUUGGCCUUUAUCUUACAAAAAUGGAAUAUUUUAGUAUGAAUUUGCUGAAUGUAAGACCGUGGACUGUUUUUUAUAAUAUGGCCUGAUUUUAAAGGUCCAAAAUAACUUG
This is a messenger RNA of Pan troglodytes (chimpanzee), 1594 nucleotides long. RefSeq names its product proline rich nuclear receptor coactivator 2 (gene PNRC2). The record is from RefSeq and is marked inferred. Lineage: Eukaryota; Metazoa; Chordata; Mammalia; Primates; Hominidae.